Bipolaris maydis ATCC 48331 is the source of this 186-nucleotide messenger RNA. The record is from RefSeq and is a predicted model, not a curated record. Lineage: Eukaryota; Fungi; Ascomycota; Dothideomycetes; Pleosporales; Pleosporaceae.
UCCUAUAUAAGCAAGAGCAAUAUUAAGUCUGUUAUAGCCGCGUAUCCACACAAACAAUGGUCUGGCUGCUUUGCAUGUACUAUCGAAGAAGAGUUGACUUUGAAUCCGUGCGCAUAUUCUUCAGCAAUUCCAAACUUUGCUAAAACUGAAUGGGGUAUUAAGUUGAUGGAACCGUGGGAUAAUUAA